Molecule: messenger RNA, 999 nt
Organism: Soboliphyme baturini
Lineage: Eukaryota; Metazoa; Nematoda; Enoplea; Dioctophymatida; Soboliphymatidae
Source: the annotation of a GenBank genome assembly
AUGGCGACUGCGAAUUGUCGGAGCUUUUACAAAGCGGUUUUCAUUUUGCCAAGGUUUUCCAACAAGCUUUCAUCAUCUGCAUUUAACUUUGGCGUUGCCUUUCGUUCCUAUGCUAACUACGGUAACAUUCGGCGUGUGAGCAAAGUUGUUGAACGGAAAACCCUUAAAGAGUUUCUCACAUCCCCUGCUACCGAAACACCUUUUGCGCUAGGACGAUUGUUUGCAGCCGGGGGUGCCGCCGUCGGACUGGGUGCCCUUUGCUUUUACGGACUCGGACUUUCAAACCAAGUUGGCACGCUAUGGCCACAAUACGUUCGAGAGCGUAUUCACAGCACGUACGAAUUUCUAGGCGGAAGCUUAGUGCUGACAGCAGCUUCUGCAGUCGCCAUAGCAAAGAACAAAACAAUGAUGGCGUUCCUAACCCGAAACUCUUUUCUGACAAUGGCGGGAACGAUUGCGGCUAUGAUUGGCACUACAGUGGCAUGUCAGUCGAUUGCUUAUGAACCCGGAAAGAUAGGAGCGAAACAGCUUUUCUGGGCGUUGAACUGCGGCGUGAUUGGUGCUGUAAUCGCCCCUUUAACAUUUCUUGGGGGUCCUCUUAUGCUGCGAGCUCUCUGCUACACUGGUGGCAUCGUUGGAGGAUUAUCGGCUGUUGCUGUUUGUGCUCCAAGUGACAGAUUCUUGAAUAUGGGUGGUGCACUGGGAAUUGGUCUGGGUGUGGUCUUCGUUUCUUGUCUGGGUACGUUCUUCUUGCCACCUACAACGAUGCUUGGUGCAGGACUGUAUUCCGUUGCGACCUAUGGAGGUCUUGUCCUCUUUUCUGGUUUUUUGCUCUACGACACACAGAGAGUCGUAAAAGUCGCUGAAUUGUAUCCAUAUUAUGCCAUUACGCCUUUCGAUCCUAUCAAUGCGCAACUUGGUAUCUAUAUGGAUAUCAUAAAUAUCUUCAUACGAAUGGUAAUGAUCCUUGGCGGUGGAGGUGGAACUCGUAGGCGUUAA